This is a messenger RNA of Jaculus jaculus (lesser Egyptian jerboa), 4392 nucleotides long. It is a transcript of the gene Sec31b, whose product is annotated as SEC31 homolog B, COPII coat complex component. Gene Ontology annotation, cellular component: COPII vesicle coat; endoplasmic reticulum exit site. Gene Ontology annotation, molecular function: protein binding; structural molecule activity. Lineage: Eukaryota; Metazoa; Chordata; Mammalia; Rodentia; Dipodidae. The transcript has 26 exons. The coding region runs from base 73 to 3624 and encodes 1183 amino acids. The record is from RefSeq and is a predicted model, not a curated record. Gene Ontology annotation, biological process: endoplasmic reticulum organization; intracellular protein transport; COPII-coated vesicle cargo loading.
GGGAACCGAGCCUCGAACCGGGGUCCUUAGGCUUCACAGUGGGUAAAGGGCUAUAUCAGUUUUCUGUAACCUAUGGGACUGACCAUGAAGUUGAAGGAACUGCAACGGCCAGCUGUCCAGGUGUGGAGUCCAGCUAGCCAGUACCCUGUCUACCUGGCCACAGGAACAUCUGCCCAGCAGCUAGAUGCCUCCUUUAGCACGAAUGGCACAUUGGAAGUCUUUGAGGUUGAUUUCAGGGACCUGUCUUUGGACUUCAAACACAAAGGCAUUCUUUCUGCCUCAAGCAGGUUUCACAAGCUGAUCUGGGGGAGCUUUGACAAUGGGCUUCCAGAAAGCUCUGGGGUUAUUGCAGGCGGCGGGGACAAUGGCAUGCUAACUUUGUACAAUGUGACCCACAUCCUGUCUUCGGGAAAGGAGCCUGUGAUUGCCCAGAGACAGAAGCACACAGGGGCUGUCAGAGCCUUGGACUUUAAUCCUUUCCAGGGUAAUCUCCUGGCCUCAGGAGCCAGUGAUUCUGAAAUCUUUAUUUGGGAUCUGAAUAACCUGAGCUCUCCAAUGGUUCCAGGACUCAAGUCACAGCAGCCUCCAGAAGACAUCAAGGCACUGUCUUGGAACCGGCAAGUGCAGCACAUUCUGUCUUCUGCUCACUCCAGUGGCAAGGCAGUUGUGUGGGAUCUCAGGAAGAAUGAGCCUAUAAUCAAAGUCAGUGACCACAGUGGCAGGAUGAACUGCUCGGGCCUGGCUUGGCACCCAGAGAUAGCCACCCAGUUAGUGCUCUGCUCAGAAGAUGACCGGCUCCCGGUACUUCAGCUGUGGGACCUGCGUUUUGCUUCCUCACCCCUGAAGGUGUUGGAGAGCCACAGCAGGGGGAUCUUGUCAAUGUCCUGGAACCAGGCCGAUGCGGAGCUGCUGCUUAGUAGUGCCAAGGACAACCAGAUCUUUUGCUGGAACCUGGGGAGCAGCGAGGUGGUCUAUAAGCUACCCAUGCAGAGCAGCUGGUGCUUUGAUGUUCAGUGGUGCCCUCAGAACCCUCCUGUGUUCUCUGCUGUCUCCUUCGAUGGCUGGAUCAGUUUGUACUCUGUGAUGGGUAGGAGCUGGGAAGCCCAGCACAUGAAGCAGGUUGACCAGAUCUCCUCCUCCUUCAGCAAAGGCCAGUCUUUUCUACCUCUGCAGGUGCCAGAGCAAAUGGCCCAAGCACCACUGAUACCUCACUUGAAAAAUCCUCCCAAGUGGCUUAGAAGGCCAGCUGGUGUUUCAUUUGCUUUUGGGGGAAAACUUGUUACCUUUGGCCUUCCAAGCACCCCUGCCCAGCAGGUGCCACAGCCUGGUCCCCAUCUUGUCUUCAUCAGUCAAGUAACCACAGAAUCUGAAUUUUUGAUGAGGUCAGCUGUGCUGAAGGAAGCCUUGGCAUCUGGAAAUCUCCUGAAUUAUUGUCAGAACAAGAUCCAGCAGGCCUCCCUACCAUCUGAAAAGAUGCUCUGGCAAUUCCUGAAGGUGACUUUAGCGCAUGACUCUAGGGUGAAAUUCCUCAAGCUAUUAGGAUUCAACAAAGAUGAGCUUCAGAAGAAGGUGGACAUAUGGUUGAAAAGCGAUUUGUGGUUAGAGGAGAGCCCUCAGCCUGAGGCAAUUGACCUCAAAAGUAAAGAGCAACAAGCCUUCUGCAGUCAGACUUCCAAGCAUAGCACAGAGGACACCUCUACAUCCUCAGCCUUCUUUGAUGAAUUGGUCCCUCAGAACGUGACUCCUUGGGAGAUUCCUGUCACAGAAGACAGUGAUGGACUCCUGAGUCAGGCCCUGCUGCUUGGGGAACUGGGCUCUGCCGUGGAGCUGUGUAUGAAGGAAGAACGAUUUGCUGAUGCUAUUAUCCUGGCCCAGGCUGGAGGUGCAGAUCUUCUGAAGCGGACACAGGAGCGCUAUUUUGCCAAGAGGAGAACCAAAAUCUCCUCGCUUCUAGCCUGUGUUGUGAAGAAGAACUGGAAAGACCUGGUAUAUACCUGUAGCCUGAAGAACUGGAAAGAGGCAUUGGCCUUACUACUGACAUACUCAGGGCCAGAGAAAUUCCCUGAGCUCUGUGACAUGCUAGGAACUCGAAUGGAGCAGGAGGGGGACAGGGCACUCACUUCUGAAGCCAAACUCUGUUAUGUGUGCUCAGGAAGUGUGGAGCGACUGGUAGAAUGCUGGGCAAAAUACCACCAAGCCUUGUGCCCCAUGGCUCUGCAGGACCUGAUAGAGAAGGUAAUGGUCCUUAACAAGAGCUUGGAAUCACUGCAGGGUCCUGACAGGAUAAGCCCAGGUCCUUUCACAACCUACAGGAUGAUCCAGUAUGCCAAUCUCCUGGCCGCCCAGGGCAGCCUUGCCACUGCCAUGAGCUUCCUACCCAAUGAUUAUGCUCAGCCAGCAGUUCAACAGCUUAGAGAUCGGCUUUUUCAUGCCCAAGGCUCUGCUGUUUUGAGCCAACAGACACCCACUUUUCCUUUUCCCCGGGUUAUUGUAAGAGCUGCUCCCUUUUCCAAAGAGACCUCAUCUUCCAGAUUAGGAUACCAGCCUUCUUACCAGAUUCUAACACCAUCUGCAAUGCCAAGGCUGGCAACUCAGUCAUCAUUAGUGAUGCCCUUUGCAUCCUCCCAUCCUAGCCCUCCUCAAGGCUUAAGUACACAGACUAUAAGUAACUACAGAUCACCUGGGUCCCAGGCAGCCCAACCUUUGCCUUUUGGCCCUGGAGUAAGCCCUGCCUUGCCUCAGCCACAGCUGUUAGAAGCACAGAGGGUUCAUGCUCCAAAUCCUGUGGGAUUCCCUGUAACAUGGUCUCUUCCUGGUCCCUUUCCAUCGCUGGCAUCCCCAGGCAUCAUGCAACUUGGCUCUGUCUCCCUGCCUGAGAAUCCUGGACUACUCCCUUGUCAUCCCAUGGGACUAGCAGGUCCCAGCUCUCCAAGCUCCCAGCCCCCAGCCCCUCCUGUCAGUCUUCCUGUGACUUACCCUCCUGGAGGACCAGGAGCUCCAUGCUCUAGUGCCCUCUUAAGCACCUGCAUCUUGACUCCUCAUCCAGGACCUCAGGAUUCCUCAAAAGUUGGUCCAGCUCCCAGGGGAAAUUUUCAGAGAAAAAAGCUUCCAGAGACAUUUGUGCCUCCAGCACCAAUUACAGCUCCAGUUGUGAGCUAUGGCCCUGAACCACAGUGGGCCCUGCCAUCGCAGUCCUCUGUCUCUAGAGUGAGUCAUGCUCCCCCUGGAGCUCCAGGAAAAUCCAACCUACAGCAAUGUCAGCAACUGCUUCCUGAGAAAAUGGAACAGAAAGUGUUGCCCCCAGAACAUCAGUCCUUGAAGGACAGCUUUGAGGCACUUCUUCAGCGCUGCUCCCUGUCUGCAACUGACUUAAAGACAAAAAGGAAGCUGGAUGAGGCUGCCCGACGUCUAGAAUGUUUGUAUGAAAAGCUGUGCCAGGGAACACUCUCACCCCAUGUUCUGGCUGGGCUUCACGAAAUUGCCCGAUGUACGGAUGCAGGAAACUUUGAGCAGGGCCUUGCAGUUCAUGCCCAGGUGGUGGGCUGCAGCAGCUUCAGCGAGGUAUCCAGCUUCAUGCCUGUUCUGAAGGCUGUCCUCACCAUUGCACAUAAGCUGCAAGGCUAAGCCCAGGAGGCCACUUCUGCAGUUUCUUAACUCUUCUGGCAGAAAAGGGGAGUUUUACAACAGAUUGUGUUUGUUUCUCCCAAUCCUCUUCCCUUGGUGCCAAGUAUGUGAUGCUGUGGACUUGGCUCACCAGCUGAGUGCCUGACUUUUGUCCCUUCCAGCCUGGCCCCUGCUGUCUCCCCUAAGUGCCCUUAGCUCGGGAGGCAAAGCAUUGCAGCGGGUUUUACUUUGUCUAAAACACUACUGUGACCGAACCUGCAGCAGGGUCCCAGGGAUCUUUUCAAGUGGCUUAGAGAGGUGAAUAGGGUUGUGACUUCCAUGUCUACCUCUGUUGGGGCCCAUCUCGUGGGUCUUUUCCCCCUUCUGGAGUUUAUGGGCUUGGCUUUGCCUUUGGCUUCAUAUUAGAGGCCCAUAUUCCAGGUGUGUGGGGAGAGCUGGUUGCUGCUCACCCUUUGAACCAUUAUGGAAGAGAGGAUUGGGUGCUGAAAAGGAACCUCUUAUAAACUAGCAUUACUGGUGGGGGCCUAUGCUCAGGGGGAAAAUGGAAAGGAUAAACUGCAGCCCACAGGGAUUACCCCUUGACUCCACCUAGGUCUGAGCCUGGCCUAAGGCCUUACAUUAUCCCUUCUCUGAUUUGUAAAGACCUGUUCUGGAAUGGGGGUCCUGAUUGUCAAAGGGCUGGAGACUCUUCUCUCCCUCAGUUACCACAUGUCUUAGGGCUUCCUUCUCUGGCUGCAUGGUUGGGUGUAAUAAAAUGACUUGAUUUUG